AUGUCCAACACAUUAUCCUACAAUGGCAGCAAAUCAGGCUAUCACCACCCAGCAUUCUUCGCGCGGGAGUCUAAAAAUGCCCAAUAUAUCAUCCACCUUGAGAGGUUGUUGAAUAAAGCCAGAGAGACAAAUCAGUGUACACAAAUCACCCAUAAUGAACUCCUUAAGAGAUACAACCAACUUGAUGAACAUCACAAGCAGCUGGCAGAGCAGCAUGAACAUCUUCAAGAGAUACAUGCCAAGUCUUUGGCUACUAGAGGUGAGAUUAUUGACAAACUAUCUGAUGCCCUCAAGGCUCAAAAGCUUGCGGAUGCAAUGAUCAAAAUUUUGGAAGAGAAAGUCCAAAUGUGCCAACGCGCUGCAUACAUGCAUGACAAUGAUAUGGGCGAUGAGAAUGUCUGA
Molecule: messenger RNA, 402 nt
Organism: Coccidioides immitis RS
Lineage: Eukaryota; Fungi; Ascomycota; Eurotiomycetes; Onygenales; Onygenaceae
Exons: 2
Coding region: 1-402 (133 amino acids)
Source: RefSeq, a predicted model, not a curated record